AGGAUUGGACGAGGGUGGCGCGGCGGUAGGGGCAUUAUAGUAGCGACGAGCGAGUGUCGGGCCGACAUUCACUGCCCAGACUUAUCUCUGCCAUUCACGGUGCUCUUUGUACGUGCAUUUGGUCACCAGCUCUAUCUCAUUUUUCCUUUGCUAAAGAACCAGUAACAAAUCCACCAUGUGCGACGACGACGUAGCAGCUCUUGUUGUUGACAAUGGCUCCGGCAUGUGCAAAGCCGGUUUCGCCGGCGACGAUGCACCCCGCGCUGUAUUUCCCUCGAUUGUAGGCAGACCCCGUCAUCAGGGCGUAAUGGUCGGCAUGGGUCAAAAGGACUCGUACGUCGGAGACGAGGCCCAAUCCAAGAGAGGUAUCCUCACCCUCAAGUACCCGAUCGAGCAUGGUAUCGUCACCAACUGGGAUGACAUGGAGAAGAUUUGGCAUCACACUUUCUACAACGAGUUACGAGUCGCCCCAGAGGAACACCCGGUUCUCCUCACCGAGGCCCCGUUGAACCCCAAGGCUAAUCGCGAAAAGAUGACGCAGAUCAUGUUUGAGACCUUCAACACUCCCGCCAUGUACGUGGCCAUCCAAGCGGUACUGUCACUUUACGCGUCUGGUCGUACCACCGGUAUUGUUUUGGACUCUGGGGAUGGUGUAUCUCACACUGUGCCCAUCUACGAGGGUUACGCCCUACCUCAUGCCAUUCUCCGUCUGGACUUGGCUGGUCGUGAUUUGACCGACUACCUUAUGAAGAUUCUCACCGAGCGAGGCUACUCCUUCACUACCACCGCCGAACGUGAGAUCGUCCGUGACAUCAAAGAGAAACUCUGCUACGUGGCCCUUGACUUUGAGCAGGAGAUGGCCACCGCCGCCUCGUCUUCCAGCUUGGAAAAGAGCUACGAGCUGCCCGACGGACAGGUCAUCACUAUUGGCAACGAACGUUUCCGCUGCCCCGAGGCUAUGUUCCAGCCGUCGUUCUUAGGCAUGGAAGCCAGCGGUAUCCACGAGACUACCUACAACUCUAUCAUGAAAUGCGACGUCGACAUUCGUAAGGAUUUGUACGCCAACACCGUUCUCUCCGGUGGUACCACCAUGUUCCCCGGUAUCGCCGACAGAAUGCAGAAGGAGAUCACUGCCCUCGCUCCGUCGACCAUGAAGAUCAAGAUCAUCGCGCCACCCGAGAGAAAGUAUUCCGUCUGGAUCGGAGGCUCCAUUCUCGCCUCACUCUCCACCUUCCAACAGAUGUGGAUCUCUAAGCAAGAAUACGACGAGUCAGGCCCAUCAAUCGUACACAGGAAGUGCUUCUAAAGCGCCAAAGAUUUUUCAGACCACCAGCAAUAUUAAAUCCAACUGCUUUCUACACUGUGAGAAAGAACUGAACGUGAAUGGCUUCUUUUUUAAUGCGAGAUAGGAAGCGAGUUUUAAUAUUUGGCUCUUUGCAAUUAUCAUUUGCACCAUAAGCGGAAACUUUAGUUUCGACGAUUUAAUAGGUUUUUUUUUUGUCUGGUAGAGAUGAACUCGGCUCGCAUUUCACCAACAGUGCAAGUUUAGACAUACUUUCUCCUCCGUGAGAACGUCCGACUUCGCAAUUAUAUUCUCUUUAUGUCUAUUCAAAAAUAACAAAAAGACUGAAGUUUGACAUAACUGUUAACUAUUAUAAAUAAUAAUAGUGUGUAAGAACAAUAGGUGAAUAGCUUUUCAAAUAUUGUUACGACUGGAUACUUUUUAUAAAGAAUUUGAAUUCCGAAUUUUUUUCAAGUAAUCUUGAUGUUUUUUUUCUACCUGUAUAUAUAAAGAUUUUUUGUAAAUCGAUCCAUCAGAUUAUGUUGUUUUUAUCCAUGUGGAUUUAAAGAAUAUAAUCUAUUGCGUAUACACAACAGAGCGCCGAGAUGCAUUUUAUCUUUCAUAUUUCUUACAGAUUUGCUCCGUAAAUUGAAUCAAAAUAAAAAACAACUCAAAAACUAAUAUUGUAUUCUUGCUUUAUCUGCUUAUUAAAUGCUUCGAAUUACUCUUAA
Phymastichus coffea is the source of this 2013-nucleotide messenger RNA. RefSeq names its product actin-3-like (gene Arp1). The record is from RefSeq and is a predicted model, not a curated record. Bases 176 to 1306 code for a protein of 376 amino acids. NCBI's taxonomy places the organism in Eukaryota, Metazoa, Arthropoda, Insecta, Hymenoptera, Eulophidae. The transcript has 2 exons. Gene Ontology annotation, biological process: mitotic cytokinesis.